ACACUACAGUGAAGUGAACUCACCCUAGGACGCCGUUUACUUUCUUUUACUCCCUCUCUCUCACUUUGGCUGUUAUCGACGCGAUCCGUUUGGCAAUUGAAGGCUAAAAUAUACUGAGAUUUCCAUCUCUAUCUCUAUAUAGCCACCCACCGCCAUUGAUUUGAUUCGCCAUUGAAGCUUUCGUUCAGAAAUUUGGGAAUUCACAGUGCCUGUUGUUCUCUCACUCUUAUAAAUCGAGAGAUGAGAACCAGAGGAGUUAUUAGUGAUAAAUGGUCCAUGAGGAUUCUCUGGUGCUGUGCAAUUGGAAGUGCAGUUGGCUUUUAUAUGGUUGCUGUAGAAAGACAAACACAGAAUAGGAACCGGAUGAUGGCUGAAGCUAUGAGGGAAAUGGAAUCGGGUGCAGACACUGGCGAUGAAGUUUAAAUGCGGACUAGUCUAAAUUUCAAUAUGUUACUUAUGGUUUCUUUUUUCUAUGCUUCCUGUGAAUGCAACAGGUCCUUUGUGUAGGUUUACGAGUCUGUUGAAUUUGGACAUUCACAAUUAUGGAUGCCUUUGAAAAUUUUAUUUCAGUUUAAUAAUAUUUAUGUUGUGCC
Cornus florida is the source of this 593-nucleotide messenger RNA. RefSeq lists its product as uncharacterized. NCBI's taxonomy places the organism in Eukaryota, Viridiplantae, Streptophyta, Magnoliopsida, Cornales, Cornaceae. The record is from RefSeq and is a predicted model, not a curated record. Bases 241 to 423 code for a protein of 60 amino acids. The transcript has 3 exons.